This is a messenger RNA of Moneuplotes crassus, 1342 nucleotides long. The record is from the annotation of a GenBank genome assembly. NCBI's taxonomy places the organism in Eukaryota, Ciliophora, Spirotrichea, Euplotida, Euplotidae.
AUGGAGAAUUUUGGAAAACUACCUGGCAACAGACUUUAUGGAGCAGCUAGGAGUACAAGAGGAUCAGUAUUAGUUCAGUCAUCAAAAACUCUCUCUGAGAUAAAAAUCACACAGUCACCUUACGAUAACAUGGCAUGAACACCUUCCAAGCCUCCUGUGUCAGACGAAGUUAAGGCUUUGUUCGAGCAGGUGCAAGACAUCAUUACUAAUAAAGAAUCUACAAUUUUUAGUCAGUUAGAAAAUAAUUUCGAUAAAAUAACUUCUGAAAAGGAGAAUAAACCUGUCUAUAAAUUUGACAGAAACAAAGAGCUCGACUCCUUAAUCGAUGAAAUUUCUAACCUCAAGACUACCAAUGAGAUGAUAUCUUUGAAGCAGAAUCAUGACCAGGUGAAGUCAGCCCAGUCCAAGAAAUCAUGCAUUCCUGUGCUGAAGAAGUGAAAUUUCUCAACGAAGCAGCAGGAUUCUUCAAACUAUGGGUAUUCUCCUCACAUCCAGAAGAAUACUAAGGUGAAGAAGAAAUUGUCAAACGGUAAUUUUACUGGGAAGAAUUAUGCCAAAACACCUUCAAGAAUUCCUUCUAUGAGAUCUGCCAAGAGCUCUCAGAAGGGUUCCCUAAAGGGCUCAAAGAAGGUCCUCAGAUCUAUUGAGAAUAAGUUUGUAGGUCAUCAGACCAACGUGAAGAGGCAAUUGAAAGCAAAGCCUGUAGGGAAAAGCUUCUCAAAGCCAAGCGAGAAAUCAAUUAAAUGCUUCAAAAUUGACACUCAAAAUUUGGAUUGUUUGAAAAAUGAGGAUCCUCCAACCCCUCGGCCUAUCUUGAAGGAAGUGAACCAAACAGAGAGACCAGAGAGGGAAAUCUGUGAGAAUUCUAAAUUUAAAGAAAUCAAAACUCCAAGCUGCACUGUAGUUAAGAAGGAAAAUGUUAAGGUUUCUACCCAAAGAGACUCGCUUAAAGCCAAAUUUAACUUUAAGAAUAAGGAGACCUAUGAGAAGUUAACCGACAAUAGGAGUUCUUCCAGUUAUCUUCUGGAAAAAUAGAGAUUUAAGGAAGAAAGAGAAGGAAAAGCAGAAAUCUGAAUGCAGAAAUACUCCUUCUAAUAUAUCAGCUCUGUCACAGAGUAUAUCUGAGUUACAGAAGAACAUUUCCUUUAAUGUGGAAAAUGCCUAUAGACGGUCUGAGUUACAAAGUACUUCGUUGUACAAGGUCCAAAAGCCUGUGAAUGGCAUUAUUAAUUAUUCCCAGCAGAGAAGUAUGCUGUCUACGUUUAAUCAGACUAUGAAGAGUCGUUGAGAAGGUCCCAACAGUAGUAUGAAGAUUAUUGAUUAUCAAGAUUCAACUUUGUAA